UGCAAAACUGCAAAAACAGUGAAUGUCAGUCAUCUGAAAUUAUGGUGGAAUAGGAUUCAGUCUAAAUUUUUGUAAAGACAAAAAUAAUUUUUAGUUAAUUAAUCAUUUAAAAAUGGCAAACGUAUUCCGAUUAAGUAUUAAUCGGAUUUUAAAUUCGAAACCAGCAUUAUUAAAAAAAAGUACAACAUUUAUAACCAUACAAAAAUGCCAUAUAUCAGGAAAAACUUUACGUGGAAGUGAAUUAGCAAGACCUCCACCGUAUCCUUACAAAACUAAAGGAUAUGGAAUGUUAAAUGCAUUGUUUGAUAAGACCACCAGUCGUUUCAAUGAAAACAGUAAGGUAAUCAUUAUUGAUGGUCCAUUAGCUGCAGGUAAAACUGAGUUGGCUAAACAAUUAGCUGAAGAAUUGGAAAUGUUAUACAUUCCUGAAGCUAAUAUGGAUAUGUACUACAUCAAUGAUUACGGCUACGAUAUGCGUCAAUUAGAUGAAAAAUUACCAGAAUCGUGUCGCAGCUUUGAUGUUAAAGACUUUUGUAAAAAUCCAAAACAUUUUAAUGUUGCAAAUUUCCAAAUUUUAAUGUUCCACAUUCGUUUUGGACAAUAUUUUGAUGCAAUCGCACAUCUUUUAAAUACCGGCCAAGGUGUUAUCUUAGAUCGGAGCGUAUUCUCUGAUUUUGUUUUUAUGGAGGCCAUGUAUAAAUGUGGAUUCGUUUCAAAAGGAGCUCGAUCUGUAUAUCAACAAAUUCGUGAGAAUGUAAUGGACGAAUGUAUUUUCCCGCACUUAGUUAUAUAUUUGGAUAUUUCGGUGGACGAAGUUAAGAAACGUUUAGCCAAACGUGCACUCCCCCAUGAAAAGAAUAGUCCAGCAUUAACUGAUCAAUUUUUAUCAUCCAUUGAAUAUGAAUAUAAAUCAAAAUAUCUCAAAUCUAUGACACCAAAUUCAGAGCUAUUAAUUUAUGAUUGGACUUCACAUGGUGACAUUGAAGUAGUAACAGAAGAUAUUGAGCGUAUAGAUUUUGAUCGAUUUAGUAAAUACGAUACACAAUUACGGGAAUGGCGAUUACGAAAUGAAUGGGAAUGGGCGGCAUUACGUAUAAAAUAUACAAAUGAAAAGGAUAAUAUUUUGAGCUACUUUAAUGUAGCACGAUUUGAUGUCCCUGAAUUGAUUGUUGAACCAUACGAUGCGAAAAAAUUGCGUGAGGUUUGGUUAAGUGCUCCUGGUAUGCAAUACCGUUAUGGAUAUAACGAAGAAAUGGGAGAUUCAGGUAUUUUAACAAGAACAUCAAUGUUAGGACCGGUUGAAAAAAAAUAAUUUAAAUAAUAAUUCAUGUAAAUAGAAAUGGAAUUAUAAUAUGCAUCUUUUUAAUAAAAUUGUUAAGAACCAUAAA
Molecule: messenger RNA, 1388 nt
Organism: Chrysoperla carnea
Lineage: Eukaryota; Metazoa; Arthropoda; Insecta; Neuroptera; Chrysopidae
Product: NADH dehydrogenase [ubiquinone] 1 alpha subcomplex subunit 10, mitochondrial-like
Exons: 5
Coding region: 113-1312 (399 amino acids)
Biological process (GO): mitochondrial electron transport, NADH to ubiquinone
Cellular component (GO): cytoplasm
Source: RefSeq, a predicted model, not a curated record